CCUGUUUUCUGGGGGGAAAAAAGUGAAAGUGUAGCUGGUUCAGACUCAAACUGCCCUAAUUUCUUUUACACGCUUAUCAUCCGCUCAAAGCUGCAGGGUGUCAGUUUUUCUGUUCAGGAUGUCAGCUGUUAAGAUGACAGAGGGGAGUGUGCAGGUGAAGAGCUGCAAAGCGCCACUGUUCUACAGACAGAGUGAACCUGCUGGAGGGGAAGUGAGAAUAUCAGUUUUACUCCUUCACGGCAUCCGUUUCUCAUCUGAAAACUGGCUCAACAUUGGCACUCUGGAGACUCUGGCCAAAGCAGGCUGCCGUGCAGUCGCCAUUGACCUACCAGGGCUCGGUCGGUCCAAGUCAGCCGAGGCCCCGGCGGCGGUCGGAGAACCGGCCCCUGCGGAUUUCCUGAAGGAGGUGUGCGAGGAGCUGAGCCUGAGCCCGGUAGUGGUGAUCAGCCCGUCCCUCAGUGGGAUGUACUCCCUCCCCUUCCUCCUCCAGCACCAGGCUCUGGUACGAGCCUACAUCCCUGUAGCUCCCAUCUGCACCGACAAAUUCACACCAGAGCAGUACCGGAGUGUAAAGGUCCCAUCUCUGAUUGUUUAUGGUGACCAGGACACUCAGCUUGGAGAACUGUCACUGAGCAACCUGAGCAACCUGGCCAAUCACAGCGUGGUGGUGAUGAAAGGAGCGGGUCACCCCUGUUACCUGGACAACCCGGAUACUUGGCACAAAGCCCUCACUGACUUCCUUAAUACCCUGUGAAGCUGCUCAUUGUGUUUCAGUGGAGAGAUUCUCAACAAAGAACUGUCACAUGUAAAUAACUCAAAGGAGCCACACAAAUACACAUUAUCCAUUCAUGAGAAACGAAACAGAUUUUGACUUUUUAAAUAGAAUGCCAAAAGCCAGUAUUGAAACUGGAAAUAAAGACUUUUCUAAACUUUUGAAGCAUAAGUAAGACAUUUUGAGAUAUAUACGCUCAUUCACUUUUUCUACUGAGAGUUAGAUAGGACCAUUGAUGUCUAUAUGGUAAACAUGAAGCUACGGCUAACAGAGAGCUAACCUAGCUUAGCAUAAAUACUUGAAACGGGUAAACUAGCCUGGCUCUCUCCAAAGGUAGCAAAAUCAACCUACCAUCACUUCUAAAACCCACUAAUUAACAUGUUUUAUCGAUUUAUCUUUUCCUGUUUCCAGUCUUUGUGCUAAGCUACUUUAGCUGCUGGUUUGAAUCAUAUGAGAAACGUGAGUUAAUUGUCUUGUCUCAUUAAGAAAGCUAAUACAGUUAGUGUAUUUCCAGCAUGUAAAACUUUUUUUUUUAAAGAUUUUCUAUUUUCAGUGUAAUCUGAAAAUAAAUUAAUCUCAACCUGUGUCUCGACUGAAAAAAAACACACGCUGAAUGAAGUGAAAAAUAUGAACAUUAUUUAAUAACUGAUUCUCUGUAAUAAACAAUUUGAAAAUAUUUUACAAGGAGUCACAGACACAAUAUUUUACAAAUUUUGCUCUCUUCUUUUUUUCAGCUUCAUCUGUACAAAAGAAUGGAGCGACAUGGACCAGUGCCCAGAAAAGAAGGAGCUAAAUCUUCCACGCACACAAACAUUCACACUCACACAAAUAAAAACAAAACAAAAAAUAAUUGAAAACAGUUUGUUUCAGAUCUCAAACUUAUCAACAGUGCUGUAUUCCUAUAUAUUUUAUAACUUCACUUAAAAUUCAACUGAUUUUACACUUUUUUUCUCUAAAUGUUUGCUGUUAUUUUUUAUUUUUUUUACACACUUGUCAAACAUGGUCACAUAGCACCAGACUACAGAAUCACAUACACACGUCUUUCCCACAGAGACGCACCAACACAGAUGCAGCAAGGGUCGGGACGGGAGGGGGCAAGAGGCUUUAUGAAAACCAUCCCCUACUUCUUUGAGGGUCCUGUCCUAAAGCUGACCCCCUCCCUCUUAUCAUCCCCAAGCUGGUCCAAUUUUCUAUUAUUUUUUUUUUCUUCUUUUUGGCAAAAGUAAAUUUGUCAAACCACAGAUAGACGUGUGUUUCCUUAAGGAGACUUUUUUUUUUCUCUUGUCAGGAUGCACACACAGACGUCACUACAUGAUUCCUCCAUGACCUUCUGUUGGACCGCCCGUGCUGCUCUGUGGAGACCCACUCCCUGACUUUGCCUCUGAUAUUCCACCC
Molecule: messenger RNA, 2167 nt
Organism: Etheostoma cragini (Arkansas darter)
Lineage: Eukaryota; Metazoa; Chordata; Actinopteri; Perciformes; Percidae
Gene: abhd14b
Product: abhydrolase domain containing 14B
Exons: 4
Coding region: 119-754 (211 amino acids)
Cellular component (GO): cytoplasm
Source: RefSeq, a predicted model, not a curated record